Lymnaea stagnalis (great pond snail) is the source of this 12584-nucleotide messenger RNA. Lineage: Eukaryota; Metazoa; Mollusca; Gastropoda; Lymnaeidae. The record is from the annotation of a GenBank genome assembly.
AGUGGGCAUUAGCUGCGAACACAAAAUAAAAAACUGUCACUAAGUUAUAAAUUUUAGUUUACCAUUGUUUAUAAAUGGCGACCUGAGUUAUGCGCUACGGCUACAGUUUUUUUCUAAUUUAGAUUUCAGAAUUUUACUUUCAGGAUCAGGUGUUAUUUAAUUUUUUGGGGGAGUAAAAUGGCAUCACAGUCAAGAAUCAAUGCAUACAUGGAAAGGCAUAAAAUAUCUUCCCUUUUUGAGGUAGGGCUAAAUAUUAUUAUUAACUUAAAAUAAAAUAUUUUAAGUUUUAGAACUCUGGCCUGCUGGGUCAGCAGUGGGGCUGGAAACAGGAAAAGGAGACAAAGGAAUGGGCCUAAUAAAAAUAAUUUGGCAUUAGAAUGAAAAUUAAAAUAACUAAGCAGGCUAAUAAAUUAUAAAUAUUAUUAUUAAAUAACUACCUUAGAAAUUAGUCAUAAAAAAAAACAGACGACCACAGUAAAAACUGAGAGUAAUCUGAAUCUGAAGUUAAUACAAAUUGCUUGCCUGCAUUUUUCAGUCUCUAUGAGUCUAUGAUUUCAAAAAUAAGUAGGUUUAUGACUUUUUAUAUUGAGUUUAUAUAAGGUUCUCAUAUGAAAAAUAAAAUUAAAUUCACUAUCCUCAGUAUAAUUUAAGUCAAUAUUAAGUAAGCCACAGAUAAUGAUUAAUUUUCCAAUGACAAUGAUUCAUUCAUUUUCCAUAUUGAUUCACUGUGCCACAGCCCGAGGUAGUGAUUCACUGUGCCCCAGUAACAGUGAAUCCCUUAUCUGCACACUUUGAAACGCUUUGUCAUUCAUGGCAAUCGGACAAUAUUUAAAUUUUGUGUCAAAGUACCUACUCUGUGAGCAAGUAUAUUAUAUUUAGCCACAUUUUAAGGAUUCCUAUCCAAGUCCAUGAUGUAAUGCAAUCAAUAUGCACAUACAACAUUAAAAUAUCAGUGAAAACUUUUUGAAUAUUAAAUAAAAAAAAGAUUUCUGAUCCACUGACACUGUGCCCCAACUCCCCCAAUGCACUGCAUAUUCAUAUGCAGCAUGCAUAUGAUUAUGUAAAUUUAAUUUUUUUGAAUGUAAUUAAUAAUGUAAGGUGAUCUAUUCAAUAGUAAAUGUAACUGAAUGAAUUAAUAAAUUAUGGACUACCUGAAAUUUAAAAAUGUAUGCUGCAUAAGAUUCAUAAAUUAAAAAAAGUCUUAAAAUUAAAGUCUAAAGUGUCACUAAGUCUAAGUCAAGUGUGAUUCUUUGUCACCCAAUCUUCUUUUUCUUGAUUAAAAUAUUAAGUAUGAAAUAAAGACUUUUAGUUUAAAGUCAUGAUAAAUGUUUAAUAUGUAAAAAUAAAAUUAAAUAACUCAAAUUCAUUUAGAAGAGGCUCAAUAGGUAGAACCUGCAGAAAUUUGCCUUGACUUGGAUAUAGCUUAGAAAUUCACUUCUGAAGUCAUUCAAAAGUCACAGCAUGGCAUACUCCGGGCAACUAGAAAUAACCAUGAUACAGGAUACAGUAACUGCAUUAACAAUGUCCAUGGUGUAUUAAAAAUAAUCUUGUAGUGUAGGGACAUGUAGCCAGAAAAAAGAAAAAAAGUUACUACAGACUUCAAACAAUGGUCUCAAAAUAUAGAAAAUCUUCAGCACAUUUCAUAUGUCACCCUGGAGUAUGCAGGAUGACUUGCCCUAGAUCAAGAGCCUUUCAUGCUGGCUGUAAGAAUUUUUUGUAGUAUAAAUGCCAUGUAGAAGAAGAGAGGAUAUUUUAUAAACUAUAUUAUAUUAUAGUCAUUCAAUAUUGUUAUAUGUUAUUUGAUUGAUUUGACUCCCAUUUUUUAUUAAAUUUAAGGAUUUGAUGAAUAAGAUUUUACGAGAUAUGCCUGAAGAACCUAUGAUCUAUUUGCUAAGGGCUAUGUACAAAAAGGCUGGAAUGGAAAUCCCUCAGGUUAGAUGCCAACACAUGUAAAAAAAAUAAUAAUAAACAUCUCAUAAUUUUUGUUUAAAAGUGGAUAAAAUAAUAAAUGCAGUUAAUUUUAUUAAAAAAUGUUUUCAUUAGUUCUUGCAUAAAUAGUGUGGUUUUAAUUAAUUUAUUGGUUUAAAUAAUUUUGCUUUAACUUAUGUUAUAGAUGAUUCGUUAUGGAGGACUUCGUAAAAGUACAUCUGAACUAAACAGGGCAGUUAGCCCUGAGAGGGCUUCAAAAUCUGCUCAAAUCCCCAGCAGUGCAGGUUAGUUGGUAUUGCAGGUUAAUUGGUGUAGCAGGUUAGUUGGCAUUUGUUAUGGAAACUAUAUAGCAUUGUAAUUUUUUGCAAGCACUUUAAUUAAUCACAUGAGAUUAAAUUUUGUUUAAUUAUGGAAUAGAAAAUGUAGACUUUAAAGACAGAACAUAUAUUUGGGACAUGUAUUUUUUUUUAGUCAACUAUGCAUAAUUCAUUAAUUGAUUAAAAUUUUUUAAAACUUUCAUAGAUCCCUAAAAUAGGCAUAACAUUAUAAAGUUAAGCUGUCAAAAUAACCCUCCAUAUGAAUUUUAUUUUAUACAAGUAUUAGCUUUUUAAUUAAAAACAAAAAAUAACUCUCUAAUUUGUGUAUGUUUUAAGCUUUAAAAAAAGUUAAGUUUAAUAUCUAUCAUUUUACUUCCCUGUCCUUAAUUGUUAUCAAACUUUAAACCCUUACUUUUUUUUUUUUUAAAAAGAUGUAGAUGCUUCUAGAGAUUAUGAACGUCCCUGGGCUACCUCCCCCACAAGACGUACAAAACCAAAGAAAUCAGAAGAGCCCUCUGGUGAUAUUUGAAAUUAAAACAAGUUUUUUAAAAAUCUCUCAACAUUAAUAUCAUUAAAUGUUCUAUUGCAUUAUCAGAACCUCUAGCAUGUGAACAAUUUAUCCUAACACUAACAUCAGAUUAUGCAAUUAAAAAACAAGAAAUGGACACAAAUUUAUCUUUCUAUUCUUGUAAUAUGUUUUCAGUGACUAGGAAGAAACCCGACUGGAACUCAGAUAAGAAGACCAAGUCCUCAACUUUUGAUGAGUUAUUCGAAAACAGUGAUGGAGCAAAGAAAGAAAAAGAUGUGACUUCAUCAGCAAUCAGGAAAUCAACUACAAAACAAAAGGGUGGAUGGGUAACUGCAAGUCAGGGAGUCAAAGCUGUCAAUGCCUGGGCAUCUUUGGGCAUGGUAGGUAUUAAGACCAUGAAUUUUAGACAACAUUUGGGAAUGCUGAACUGUAUACUAUCGAGUGAUAUGACUUCUUAAAGAAAUGUUAGUAAUUAAAUUUUUUUUUUUCUAUUUACAGUUUUCACAAAUCUUAUAUGCAUAAGGUGUAAGGUUUAAAUACCAGAUGACAUAUCUGAUAUUGUAUUACAUAUUAUGAAUGACACAGGAUGAUGGAGACAUUUACAGUAGCCCAGCCAACAAAAGCACAGUAAGAAAUACAGAGAAUGCAGUCCUGUCGGAGAAAGAACUUUUAGCUUCUGAAUGCCUUAAACCUUCGACGAGGUCAGAGGUCAGUGCUGCACCUCCAAAUGUAAACUCCUCAAAGUAAGCUCACAGCUGUGCAAAAUUAAUAAAAAAACAUAUAUAUAUUUUAAUUUUUUUUUAAUCAAGAUCAUUUUAAGGAAUAUUUAACACAUUAUCUGCAUCAAGUUAGAUUACAGAUGUUCUAGAUCAGUGGUUCCCUAAGUCAUGGAUUCUUUACAGAGGUGCUGCAAAACAUCACAACAUUUUCUGAAUUUUCUUUCCAUUUCAAUUCAAUGUAUGAUAGGACGCAGCCUCUAGCAGGCUUAGUGCAAACCAGUAGUAAUUUAGUAAUUACCGUUUUCAGAACCUUCUACUUAUGGUUAAUAGAUGGUGCUUUGUGAUUUUAAAUACGUGUUUAUUCUAUAUAACCACCCCUUUUUAUUAAAUAUAAAUGUUUAAUUCUUGUUAUGUAGCACACAUUCCCUGUGCGUGAACUUUCUUUGACCCCGCAUUAGACUACUAGCAGACGGUAACGUUUGUUGUGGGCGUGGUUAAAUCUCUUUGAUGCAUCUUGUUUACAACCGUGUUUACCAAUUAAACAUGGUUAGACUGUCUCCUAGUAUCUUGUUGAAUGUUCUCGAUAACCCGAGAAAUGUAAACAACACGUCAUAAGUCUUUUCUGGAAGCGUCUUACGCAACAUGUAUAUAAGGGAAUGACAGAUAUGGAGAGAUGGAGAUUCAGAUAGAUAGUUUUAACUUCACGAGACGUGUAUUAUUUUUUGUGUAUUUAUAUGUGUUUAUUCGCAUUCUUCAUUCAUCAAUAUUCAUUGGCACAUUGUACUAACUGUGUUAACUGCACUGGUACAAGAUCUACCAUACUGUAAGUUGAUGAUUGUCAUUAUAUUUUCUUUCUUUUGUAAUUAUAUUAAGACUUAAAUAAAUCAUAUUAAUUGUAACUAGCAACUGUUUUGGGUGUCGUAUCUUUACUAUUGUUGACUCUAUGGUAUCGUCAUUUGUUAGGCACUGUUUACAACAAGCCAAUAAAAUUAAAAUAGGAGAUUAAUUUCUCACAAGAGAAGCCAGUGCAUAACAAUUCUGCAGUAACUGCGUCUACUAGAUAGAAUUUGACAUUUGGCACCUUAGGAAAAUUAGGAUUAGAAAUGGUGUCGAGAAGGGAAAUGAGCUUUUGAACCACUGCUAUACACAAUCAAUCUCUUCAUAAUUUAAAUUAUUGUAAGAGAUGUUAAUUUAUAGAAGUUUUAAAGUAUUUAACUGCUCUCUAAAAAUUUAAUUUUCAGACGUAUAAGUUCCAGCAGGAAAAUGGAAGCUAUGAAACACAAGGAAGAGUAUGCCCAGAUGUUGUCUGAAAUCGACAAAAAAUCUGAUGACUCUGGUCUUGGACUUGACUUGAGACAGCUCAGUGAUGAUGAUGAUGCAAUAGAGCUCCUGGGUUGGUAUUUGAUUUCUGUUUGCAGGAUUAUAAAGUACAUAAAAGUAUUUUAAAAAAGAAAACGGUGUAUAAGCAGGUACAGCCAGCUUGCACAAACUAUGUUAAAAUCAUUUGGUUUUGAGUUAUAUCAGGUUACACUGUUGUUUCCAUUUUAAAGACAGUACUGGAAAAGAGCAUACAAGAUUUAACUGAAAUUCUUUGUACACCUUUUCUGCUGUAAUGGCACAAGCUGAAAGAAAACUUUCUCUUCCCCAUGCAAAGACUUUUGUUAAUCCACACUUUUUUUUUAAAGACUGCACUGAAAAAUGGUAUACAAGAGUUAACCAAAAUUCUCUGUAUAUCUUUGCUGCCAUCAGGGCACAAGCUGACAGAUGACUUUCUUUUCCCCAAGGAAAGACUGUUGUUAAUCAACAAUUUUUUUAAAAAGCAUUUUCUCUUAUAAAAUAGUUUUAUUCCAGGGAUGUAGGUUUAUGUUUAAUACCAUAACAUUCAAAUAAAUGUUUUCCUUAGAAAAUGCUGACGAUUUGAUCAGAGAAGGAGUAAAGAAUGUUCCAGAAACUGGAUUCAAGCUUAGCAGGGUGAGCAGAAUAUUAUAAAAUGUCUUUAGUACAAAUAGUUCUUUUCAUCGCAGCGCACAAAUUAUUUUUUGGAGGGAAGAAUUGGUCUUUUAAAAUGGUUUAAUUUGUAACAGUUGAAAACCAUUGAUGCAGCUGUGAUGAACUGACAAGAGUGUGCAUAAAAUAUUCCAAUAAAAACAAAGAAGUUAUGAAUGGGGAAUUCUGAUAAUUUUGUGUUAUUGCUUAUAAUUAUACAAUGUAGAAGCAUUUUUGAUUAAAUGGUUUAAAUAUAAUUCCAAAACAGUGUGAAUUUUUAAUGACAGGUUUACAAUUUAAAUUUGGAAAAUGUUAGUCAUACAUUAAAAAUUAUAAUAAUAUCUCAAUUUCUUUAUUCAUAUAAGCUGACUGAUGUUUCAUUAAAUUUUCUUUCCAUAGAACCUACGAUUCAGGGAAAAUGAACCGAGGGUAAAAGUGAAUAUCAAGUGAGUGGCUUUGUUCAAGUGAUCUAAUCAUCGCUUGCGUAAUAAUUACUCUGUAUCUUUUGUCUUUUAUUUUGGUGCCUGGGAAAUAAGGGGAGAAACUGCAGGUUUAAAGCUACUUUGUUUUGCUCAUUUUAUCUUGGUGCCUGCACCAGAUCAGUCUGAAACUUCACGUCAAAACCUUUUUGUGCUAAUUAGUUUUUAAAAAAUGAAUAGCUGUAGAAUUUUUUUUUAUCUUGUUCAAUAAAAUAUGUUUAAAAAAAUCUGUUAUUAGAGCAUAUGCCAUGCCAAGUGGUGAGUAUUUGGUGAGCUAAAAUUAGGAAAUUAUUAACAUUUUUAAUCAAUUUAAUGUGUGAGUUCUAAAAAUGAUAUUCUUUCAAGGUAAAGUUACUGUUGCUUUUAUUCUGAGUUCAGGAAAUAAUAAUGAAUAAGAAUUCCCUUACAUUUUUUGAUUCCCUUUCAUAAUUUUCUAAAAGCACUGUUUCCAUAUAUAAAAGUAUUAAUUUUUAGUCUUAAAGUAAUGUUUUAUCAUUUUAAUUAAUUUAAAGAUUUUGCUUUACAAAAUACUAUUUCUACCUGCACAGAUUUCUAAAACUUAUUUAUAUCCCUAUUUAAGGUUUUUCUUAUGUUUUCAGUAGAUAUUAUAUUUUUUUAAAAUUUCAAGCGUAAAAUUUUGUUUUAAAAAAAAAGAAAGAAUGGUAAUACUAUUUGUUUUCAUUACAAUGCAAAAUUAAAUUAUUCAUUAUUCAAGAUAAUAGUCAUAAUGCUAGAGAUUUUAACUAUAAUUGGACAGGCAGUAAGGAAUAUAUUUCACAAAACUUCUUUUAAGUUUAUUACUUGAAUAUAAAGGAGUGAAUCACUAAAUCUUGAAAUCAAAGCAAAAAAACAUCAGACCUUGACAUUAAUAAUUACACAUCUUGUCCCUUAAGCUGGACUUGGAAGAAUAUUUUUUCAAUAAAUAAAUAAUGUGUUAAUCAGAUAAUACUAGAGCUGUAUACUUAGGUCACCUAUUAGUACCAUUGAUAAUAUUCAAAUUCUGCCUGUCUUAUGUCAGCUGUUAACUAUUAAAUCUUUUGUUAGAUUUAGAUAAUUUUUGUGUGUCUUUCUUAGUUUGUGCACAUUUUGCUUUCAAGUACCAUCUAAAAAAAAAACAAAAGCUGAAAAGAAAAUUUCAUUUUGUACACACAUGAACAAUUAACUAUAGCCAUAAUAAUUUAAAGGUAUUUCACCUACCAUUUCAGCGUGAAUCCGCUGUUAUAUUCUGAGAGAUCUUGGCAAGGUAAAAUAAAAUUGGAAACAUUAUAUUCAUUCCAUAUCUAAAAUAAAAUUUCAAAUAAAAAAGUCAUUUAAAUAUUGAAUUCUAGAAAGAAAAAAAAACCUAAAUAUGAGGUACAAUUAUUUUUUAUUGUUUUAAUAACUUUUGUUAUAGUUUUAGUGGUUCUUGAAUUAUCAUUUAAAAAAUGCUUUCCUUUUUUUUCCCUUAACUAAUAUCUCUUGUUGAUUUAGAAAAUAAUUAGAAAAAGUAUUUGUAAUAUUAAAAUCUGCCCCGUUUUGGUUUCUGGUCACAUUACUAAUAUUUUAAAACUUAAUUCACCAAAGCAUUUCCUAGCAACUAAAAGUUUUUAAAAAUUUUAAUUUUAUCAUUUUGAUAGAUCAAUAUUUAUUUCUGCUUACAGUCUGUAUUGAUUCAUGCUCCAAAGUGUAACUAAACUAUUUUCAUUUAUGUUGAGAUUUGUAUUCUUAAUUUAUAACUCAAGAAAAAUAAAAUGUUAUGUAACACGGAAAAAAGUAGAAUAAACAAAAUUGAAUUAAAAUUGAAUAUUUAAAACUGUAUAAAGUUUUUUGUACUUAAUAUAAUAAUAUGAAAUAUAAUGAUAUUAUAGGUGCAUAAUAUUAAAAAUUAAAUAUUAACUUAAUUAUAUACAUAUUAUAUUCAAAAUGAACUUUAAUAGUUAGUCUAUUAUAAAUAUUAUUUGAUCAAUGAUCACAUAGUUCAUGAUACAUUUUUUACUUGUUGUCCUUGCAGAAAGUGUCGAGCCCUUUGAUUCUUUUGAAUCGGGAAAAUCCUCACCAGGUGAGCAGCUCUCAAACUUCACAUUAUUGUUUGUUCUCUUUCUUAAUUAGAGCCAUGAGCAGGGCUUUUAAAAUGGCUAUGACAAUUGGUACCCGGGUACCAGAAGUGAGAGGUUGGGAUUAAAAAACUAUUAAAAUAUUAUUGUUGCGUUUGUAAGACAAAAUGAGGUAUCAAAUGAACAAUAAUUGAACUUCUUCAGUUUAACUAAAAUAAACUACCAAAAAUGAGAUCCGAAUAGCUUGAGUCUAAUGGUACCUGGGUGCAAAUGGUGGCGCUGUGCGUCUGGGUCCAUUUUUGACUCAUUGCUAUUCAGAUGUAUUUGUGGUAGUUUAUUUUAGUUAAACUGAAGAAUUAAGUUUACAAACAUAUAAUCCAUUCAAUUAUCUUUCAUUUGAUACCUCAUUUUGUCUUACAAGCCCAACAAUAAAAUUUUAAAUAGUAUUUUAAUUCCAACCUCUCACUUCUGGUACCCGGGUACCAAUAGCCACUUCAUUUUAAAAUCCUUGUCCAUUUUACAUCAUGACUGCAAACUUUCAAUGCAUAUACAGCUUUGUCAAUUUUAUCAUUUUUUAAAAAAAAUCAACAGAACUGAAGGGAUCAGAUGAAGAUGAGUUUGAAAGCGUGUCUCAAGUCACUGGGCCGGUAGGUCUGAUAGUGAUGUGCCAAGUUUGUUUGUUACUCUGAAAGUAAAGGUAGAUAACUGUAAUAAGUUAAGUAGCAUCCAGUGGUAAUUAUGUCUACUCAUCUCCCCUUGGUUACCACCAACCGUGCUGAGCAGGGUUGCCAACCUAAUAAAAAUUUUUUUUUUUUUUGGUGGCAAAUAUCCUAAAUCUCAACAUUUGUUCAGGACAAACAAAAUGUUUAUACAGAGACAUUUUAAAACAUGAACUUUUUGAAACUAUGAAACUUAAAAAAAACAAUUUAAAAAAUCCCUAUGUCUAUCUUUCUAUCGCUCCAUGUCAUAUAUGUUUUAUGACUAAUGGCUCUAUGCUUUUUGACCUUUAGAGAUGAGCUUACUUUUUUGUUUUUUUAUUUAUUGUUUGGCAAUCUCACCAGCGUUUCUAUUCAUUAUGAGUAUAUAUCCAGUAUAGAGCAAGCAAGGAGAAAUCCUAAAAAAUUGAGAUCUCCUGGUUUAUUUUGCGACAAAAAAUGUUUUCUCAGUGUGUCAUUUCUUUAAAAUGGAAAUCCUAGAGUUCUUACUGACAUUUAUGGACAACUCAUUUUAAGUAAAAUAUUUAUGAACUGGCAUAAUUUCAGGGAAGGUUUGGUAAAACCUGAUGGUGUUUUCAGGUUACCAUUUCUGAAUGAUAGUUUGGCUUAUACAUAAUUGAUUUAUUUGUGGUUUUUGUAAUAAUUCCAGAAAAUAAUUUUUACAAAACUAAUGUUUUCCAUUUUUCCAUUUGCACCACACAGAGGCACCCAGUAUGGAAAAUUCCAGAUACAGACAGAGACACGUUAGAAUUAAAACCCGCAUUUUCAAAAGAAGCACCCAAAAAAUCCAUCAUUCAACAAAAGCCAUAUUCAGAAAAGUAGGAGUUAUAGUCUUUUCAUAGAUUGAAAAUCAGCCUUAGAUUUUAUCAUGAUUUAACUUAUGAUUAUUUUAUUUUUAUUUACUGGUAAACUUAGUUUCGGUAUCAACUGAAUCCAUUUAAAAAAAAAAAAAAAAAUUCAAUUUACUGCAGAUCUUUGCAUGCUACCACCCCUGAAAAAUUUAUUGAUCGAUCUGUGGACAGUGCUGAUGAUUUGUCCGCGAGCAAUAAAACCUGGACUGAAGGGGUGAACAAGGUUGCAUUUGAUGUGAGUUAAAAGUUUUACAAGUUUGAACAGAGAGCUCCAUAGUUAUCAUUAACAAUUUAACACAGUUACUCUAAAGUUUAUCACUAUUUAAUUGGGCUAGAUUUUAGAGUUUUCAUAGUUCAACUGCAUUAUUUGUAACAAAUUUUGGCCAGACUGCCAACCUAGAGCCACAGACUCCCAAGUCCAUCACCUCAGACAGUACAGACAGAGGGUGGCUUAUUCCAGAUAGCACUGAUGUGGCAAGUGCACACGACUGGAACCAACGUAAGUUGGGCUUUACUGAUAGUGGAGUUUGUAUCAGUUGUCAAAUAUUUGUUGACAUGCACUGAUUUUCAAAUUUGGCAAGUGAUUUUUAGGCUGAAGUGUCCUUUAUUUUUUUAAGUCCAUUACUAAAAAUGAUAAUUGGAACAUUAAAAAAGUAGAAAAAUUGGUUCUGUUAAAAAUGGUUUUGAAGGACUAGUUAAGUGUCCGGAUGAGAGUUUUGUUGAGGGUCUUGAAAAAAUCACUAGGAAAAUGUCCAAGUUGAAAAUGUUGAAUAGAGUAAGUCACAUUCAUUGUGUGUUUGCCUUUAGUUAAUUGUUUGUUUCAAAAGGAUUUAAAAAAAAAAAAAUUCUUUGUUCUCUUUAACAGGUGUGAAGGGUGGUCCCCCUAGAGAUCCUAGAGGUAAGAUAAGUAUAAUUGUUGCAUGGCUUUAACCAGUAAAAAAAUUAUGUAUGUGAAGAAUUAAAGAAAUUAUGUUGAUUUUUAAAUGGGACGCUUUUAUAUAUACUAAAAUUGCAACUGUAAUCAAAAAGUUGUUGCCCUCAUAGUUGUUGUUUCAUAAUAAAUGAAAUUAACCUUUUUUAAUUUUAAAUUCCAAUUAAUGUGUUUAUGAAUUGUUUUGUUUUAAUCUGAAUAAAUAAAACUGUUUGAAAGGACAGAAAGAAAAAAGUUUACAUGUGGUUUAUUUUUCAUAUUAUAUCAUUCAAAACUGAAAGACGUUCAACGAUGGGAAAGUUUAAUAGUUAAAAAACAAAAUCAUUGAAAUUUUUUUAAAAUAUUCAAUUAAAUUCAAAGCAAACCAGAAGUUAAGGUUGGACAAAGUAAUUUCACCCUUUUCUGUAAUAAUAUUUGUCAUACCUGCAAAUGUUAAUCUUUUCAGAAAAACAAUAUUUUUUAACAAUUGAAACGUCAUCUUAUUUAAAUUUCAUGCUCUAAUUCUCUGGCACCUUUCUCUGGGACCAUUCUCUUGGACCAUUCUGUGGGAUGAUUCUCUGGCACCAUUCUCUGACAACAUUCUCUGGUACCACUCUCUGGGACCAUUCUCUGGCACCAUUCUCUGGGAUCAUUAUCUAGGACCAAUCUGUGGGAUCAUUCUCUGGGUCCAUUCUCUGGCACCAUUCUCUGGAACCAUUCUCUGGGAUCAAUCUCUGGGUCCAUUUUCUGGGACCAUUCUCCAGGACCAUUCUCUGGGACCAUUCUCUGGGACCAUUCUCUGGGACAAUUCACUGUGAAUAUUAGCUGGAAAUAUUCUCUGAUAAUAUUCUCUGGAGCUGUUCUCUGGGACCAUUCUCUGGAACCAUUCUCGGGGACAAUUCUCUGGGACAAUUCACUGUGAAUAUUAGCUGGGAAUAUUCUCUGAUAAUAUUCUCUGGAGCUAUUCUCUGGGACCAUUAUUUUCUCUGGGUCUAUUCUCUGGGUCUAUUCUCUGGGACAAUUCACUGUGAAUAUUAGCUGGGAAUAUUCUCUGAUAAUAUUCUCUGGAGCUAUUCUCUGGGACCAUUAUUUUCUCUGGGUCUAUUCUCUGGGACAAUUCUCUGGGACUGUUCUCUGGGAAAAUUCUCUGUAACCAUUCUGUAUCCAUCUCAACCAAAAGUAACUUUCAAUUCUAUGACAGUUCAUAACUAUAAACAAUCAGUUUAAAAGAAUAAGAAUAGACAAGAACCUUCUUAAUUCAACCUUACCAUCUACAUAUACACUUUUAUAUAUACACAUUUACUAUUUACAUGUAAAAAUUUAUAUUUACACAAUUACAAUGUACAUAUACACAAUUACAUAUACACAAUUGCAUAUACACAAAUACAUAGUAAAUAUACACAUUUACAUAUACACAAUUACAUUGUACAUAUACACAUUUAUUUAUGUACAUAUAAACAUUUACAUAUACACAUUUACCAUUGACAUAUAUAAAAUUGACCCAUAACAUGACUGAAAUUAAAAAAAAAGUGUUACCUGAAUAUGACAGAUACAUCUAGUGAAUAAAAUCAUUUUCAUAACACAUUACUCACAAUGGCAUAGCUAGGGCUCUUACUUUUUUGGGUUUGUGGGGCGGGAUGGGGGUGAAUUUGGGGUCCAAGUCAAUGUAACAUUAUAACAUACAGCAUAUUUAAAAUUAAGACAAUCAUUGCCUUCAGAUUGUGAAUAACCAAUAUGUUUCUGUUAUUUCUAUUUCAGUAUACUGAUUGACCUGUUAUGGCAGUGGACUCUCUCAUACAUUCCCUCCAAUUUAUAUUUAUCCCUAGUUGUAACAUAUUUGUUUAUUUAUGUAAAAUAUAUUUAUUGGCAGCUCAAUAUUUUAGCCAUCUUGUUUGUAUCCAGUGAUGGAUUUAUUGGAGGAUAAAUAAAUCUCCCCCAUCGUUGUCCACUGUCAUUGUUUUGUGCACAGCAUUCUGUUUAUAUAUCGUAUCAACUGUGUUGUAACUUCAGUUUUGUUAUUAGAGCUAAUGAGAAUAACUGUCUCAUGCUUAUUAUUUACAUUACUCAUAAUUAUUCUUAAAUAACCACUGUAGUGUCUAAAAAAAUAAAUCUGAU